Bacillus rossius redtenbacheri is the source of this 4552-nucleotide messenger RNA. RefSeq names its product neurogenic locus protein delta (gene Delta). Gene Ontology annotation, molecular function: Notch binding; calcium ion binding. Gene Ontology annotation, cellular component: plasma membrane. Bases 608 to 3103 code for a protein of 831 amino acids. Gene Ontology annotation, biological process: cell communication; negative regulation of Notch signaling pathway; multicellular organism development. The record is from RefSeq and is a predicted model, not a curated record. Lineage: Eukaryota; Metazoa; Arthropoda; Insecta; Phasmatodea; Bacillidae. The transcript is spliced from 8 exons.
UCUCAGUCUGCUGGCGACCCGCGUCCUGUUGGCGUUGUUUCAUUCUCGUAGCGCACGACGGAGUGUAGUGUGAGUGCGUUUUGUGUGAACCCGGGGAUCUGUAUAGAAGAAACGGAAAUAAGCUCUCAUGUAGCGCUUCGUAUUUAUUUUUCCCGAACAUCUCUAUGGGAUUUUAUGUGAUGGAUGUUAUUUUUUUCGUGUGUCCUGUGUCGAGAAUCGUAGGAAAAGAUUACACAUGAAGUUUGAAUGUGGCGUGUGCUUCGAGAGAAUAAUGGGAUAAAAUAACACAGCAGUACGUAUUUUACAUAUUCUGGAGGCUUUUUAUCGCAACAGUGAUUAACUACCUUGUAAUUGGAUUAAGUGUUUCAUUUCUUCCUUCGGUGUGUCGUGUUGUGAUAUUUUUUUUUUAAUGAGACUGUCUUGUUUACACUAAUGUGUUUAUCUCGCGGAGCAAAGUAGAGUCAGUGUGAAGUGAGUUUGGUGGCGUUUCGCUGAUUGGAAUACUGGGGCAUGGUGUUCCAGGUCGACCCGCCGGUAGCAACCAACUCGCAAAGGGCCUAAAAUCAAAAUACUCGAGUUAUUUCAACAAGUUGUGUGCCAAGUUACCAUGAGGUAUCACGUCUGCAUUCUCUACGUCUCCGUGGUGUUGCUGGCCGGAUUGCAGCAGGUGCUGACCUCGGGCGUGUUCGAGCUGCGCCUCAAGUCCUUCAUCAACGACUACGGCAAGGACUCGGUGGGCCAGUGCUGCAGCGGCGGGCGGCCCUCGGCGGCGGGCGAGUGCUCGGGCCCGUGCCGCACGCGCUUCCGCGUCUGCCUCAAGCACUACCAGACGCGCAUCGACACCACGUCGCCCUGCACGUUCGGCGACGUGGUGACCCCGGUGCUGGGCGAGAACAGCGUGCUGCUCUCCGGGUCGGCGCGCGACGGCUUCCAGAACCCCAUCCGCUUCCCCUUCGACUUCCAGUGGCCGGGCACCUUCUCGCUGAUCGUGGAGGCUCUGCACGACAACAACGGCAACUCCAGCGGCGGGCGGACCGGAGGCGAGUCGCUCAUCACGCGCCUGACGAUGCAGCGCUGGCUGGACGUGGGCGAGGCGUGGACGCAGGAGGAGCACCGCUCCGCGCACUCCGUCAUGCGCUACGAGUACCGCGUCACGUGCGACGCGCAGUACUACGCCCCCGGCUGCACCACGCUGUGCCGGCCGCGCGACGACAGCUUCGGCCACUACAACUGCUCCGAGCUGGGCGAGCGCGUCUGCAUGGCCGGCUGGCAGGGCGACUACUGCACCAAGCCUCGCUGCCUGCCGGGAUGCCACGAGCAGCACGGGACCUGCCAACAGCCCAGCGAGUGCAUGUGCCACAGCGGCUGGAAGGGCCGGCUGUGCGACGAGUGCGAGCGCUACCCGGGCUGCCUGCACGGCACCUGCCAGAACCAGUGGGAGUGCCUGUGCGACGAGGGCUGGGGCGGCCUCUUCUGCAACCAGGACCUCAACUACUGCACCAACCACAAGCCCUGUCGCAACGGCGGCACGUGCUUCAACACGGGCCAGGGCUCCUACACGUGCUCCUGCUCCGCCGGCUUCACGGGCAGCGACUGCGAGCGCGAGGUGGACGACUGCGCGCGCCACCCCUGCCUCAACGGCGGCGUCUGCAAGGAGAGCGGCGCCGGCAGCUACCGCUGCGACUGCCCCAAGGGCUGGCACGGCCCGCACUGCGAGACCUCCACGCGCACCUGCGACGACCUGCCGUGCCGCAACUCGGCCACGUGCCAGGACGUGCCCGCCGGCUACGUGUGCCAGUGCCCGCCCGGCUACACGGGCGCCGACUGCGAGCACGAGGUGGACGACUGCGCGCCGCUGCCCUGCCGCAACAACGCCACCUGCGUGGACCGCGCGGACGGCUUCGAGUGCGUGUGCCCGCGCGGCUUCUCCGGCCCCACGUGCGAGAACAACGACGACGACUGCCACGGCAACCCCUGCCUGAACGGCGGCACGUGCGUCGACCUGGUGGCCGACUUCCGCUGCCAGUGCGUGCCCGGGUACGUGGGCGCGCUGUGCGGCGGCUUCGUCGACUACUGCCGGACCAAGCCGUGCGCCAACGGCGGCGCGUGCACCAACCUGGUGAACGACUACCGCUGCGCCUGCCGGCCCGGGUUCACGGGCAAGGACUGCAGCACGGACGUGGACGAGUGCAGCUCUGCGCCGUGCAGGAACGGCGGCACUUGCGUGAACCGCGUGAACGGCUACGCGUGCCGCUGCGCCCCAGGGCUGGGCGGGCCCCGCUGCGACGGCGAGGCCUCGACGACCAGCUCGACCACCCAGGCGGGCUGGCCCGCGGGCGACAUCUCGCGCCACGUGUCGGAGCAGGCCGCGCGCGACGCCGGCCUGUCGACGGAGCACGUGGUGGUGAUCGCGACGCUGUCCACGGCCGUGCCGCUGGUGGUGCUCGUGGCGGCCGUGGCCGUGGCGUGCGCCAAGAGGCGCCGGCGCCGCGAGAAGCGACGCGCCGACGACGAGGCGCGCAUGCAGAACGAGCAGAACGCGGUGCAGGGCGGCGUGGCGAAGCGCGCGGCGGCGGGCGACGCGCACAUGAUCAAGAACACGUGGGGGAAGUGCGUGAACAACGCGCCGGCCGGCGGCGGCGGCGGCGGCGACGACGGCGGCGGGGGAGGGGGCGGCGGGGACGGGGAACUGUGCUACCCGAAGCUGCAGGCCCAGGCCGCGACGGACAGUGGCUCCUCGGCGGGGCCGGUGUACUCGCUCCAGAGGACGUGGUCGCAUAAACAGUUGAACACGGACGCCGCGGUGCACCGGCCGUCCAACAGGGCGUCGGCGCUGCUGGGCGCGUCGGCCAAGCUGGAGAAGGACUACGACAACCUGUGUCCCGGGUUGCGCGUCUCCAGCACGCCCUCCUCCGACAAGAGGAUAUCCGUGCUGUCGGUCGACUCGUCGCUGUGUAACACGAGUGAUUCAUCGUUACUGAAGCGACCCCAAGACAAAGACAUUUCUAGUGCGUCGCCAGCGACGGCGGGUCAAGCUAGCAGCGUUUAUGUGAUAGACGAACAUUUCCACCACCCAGAAGGACUUCUCGCAACAGAAGUUUAGCCUUCGAUUUGGAAGGAAAAAAAAGACAGUUAUUUUGUGAUUGACCAUUGAAAUUUUUUUUCACGCGCGAGUGAGUGACACACAACGUAUUAAUGGUUGUUGCAAGCCCUUCCAUCCCCCUAUCUUUGUCGACAUUCUUAAAUGAAGUCGACCUGUCCUUUAUUUUUUUUCUCUUGGUGUGUGAGAGUUGUUUGACGCCGUGUGACUGGCUGCGAAGUGGUGUCUGCUCGAUUACAGAUCUCCCUAGCCUCCUUCGUUGACUGACCCGCCUCGCGAGUUUGGCGGACAUUACCUUACGAGGGGGAGAACGAGAAAACUAUUUACGUAAUGUCUACUUGUAUAGUUAUUUAUUUAUUUUUCUAAAUGAUAACACCAUCACAUGUUUCAGUGGAAAAUGUGGUUCUCCAUACUUGCAUAACAAGACUCUAAUCCGUCAAACCAGUGUUCAAACAAAUUUGUAAGCUUUGUUGUUGACCUUAUUUGCUACCUAAUUGUAAUAGGCAUUGUAGUUUCACUGUAUCUCUAAGAGAAAUUUCUUGGAACUUAAAAUAGGUACCUAGUUCAUAUUUACCGGUAAUUUUAUCAAUAGCAGACUCCUAAAACAAAAAAAAAAAAAUCUAAAAGAAAAUGUUUUAUAUAACCUCUCUGAUAAUAUUUGAACUAAAAAAAAUUAUUAUGUAGAGGAAUUUUGUAAUCUUUUGAAGAUUUUGAAGGAUUUAACAUUUCCAGUGAUUGAAUCUAAAAUUUGUUAUAAUGUGUGUGUUUGUUGUAUGCAUAUAUUAUUUUGCUUGAGAUCUUUUUUUCAGAUGAAACUAAGUCAAAUUUAAUAUAACUGUUGAUAAUCGUUCGUGUAUAAAUUUUUAUUGCAACAUUCUUGGGUAUUGAAAAGUUUUUCAUAUUGACUGAAUAAUGGUGACAAUUGUUUAUGCUGAUAGGUAAUUUUGCAUAUGUUGUAAUUUACUUAUGUGUGUGAGUGUAUGUAUGCUUGUGUGGGAAGAAAAUUUUUAUAGGGAGAAACCACAUUUAUUAAAGUAUUAGCUUUGAUGUGGGUGGUGAUAAUCAUGAUAAAAAGAAAUGACCAUGUUUGUUUCUUUUUUUGAACAAAGAUUUCAUGUUCCUGUCGUAUUAUGAAAGCUAAGUCAUUUUUGCAAAUUUUUGUUUUGGGUUUAGAAAGUGGUAUAGUUUUUGAAUGGCCACUUUUUACUCUCAGAAUUAUGUGUCACUUGUUGUAAUUUGUACUUACUGUUUUUGAACAAGUUGAAGUAAUAAUUGUAUAAAGUUAAACUGAAGAAAAUGUAAAUUAUGAUAGGUAUGUCAGCCAAUCCUGUUUUGUAACAUAGUGUAUAUUUAUAGUGAGAUCUUGUAAUAUUGUGUAAAUAUUUGAAAAAAAAUAUGUCAAUAUAAUUGUUCACUUUUUCCUUAAUAAAUUGUCAUUAUUUGGCUAUUUUU